AUGAUAGAAAGGGAAAGGGAGACAGUAUUAUAUUUCCAGUUAUGGAUGGCAAAUGCAAUGACUGAGAGAAUGGAGAUGACAGCGAAUGUGAUGAAGAGAGCACUGGAGAAGUAUCGGAGUAUUUUGUGUAUGGCGCCCUCUGGUUUGGUGCUCUCUUUCCAACUGGCACGGAACAGGAGAACCAUUGGGAAUGCAAUUGACAUGAACACUGCAAGAUCUCUGGGUAUUGUACCCCCUCCCAUAAUAGAGCUGGUUCUCGGUGUGUUGCUCUGCUGUGUGUGUGGUGUUCAUGCGGGUAAAGGAGAAGUGUGA
Messenger RNA from Encephalitozoon cuniculi GB-M1, 312 nucleotides. RefSeq lists its product as uncharacterized. Lineage: Eukaryota; Fungi; Microsporidia; Unikaryonidae. The coding region runs from base 1 to 312 and encodes 103 amino acids. The transcript has a single exon. The record is from RefSeq and is marked provisional.